UCGUUGAAGCCAAGACACAGUGGCAGGAUGUGAGAUCUUGAACUGAACAAUAUUUACUUGGAGGACUGAAAGAAACUGAGAGACAAGCUGAAGAUAAUUCACCUGGGUGAGUUUCUUCUUUAAGAACAAUUUGAAAUCUGAGAAAAUGGCUGAGAGAGCUACUCUUUUUGAAAAAUAUCUGAGCUGCCAUUUGUGUUCAGAGACUUUCAGAGAUCCUGUGUCUCUGAGCUGCAACCACAACUUCUGUUCAAGCUGCCUGCAGAAAUUCUGGGAACAGGCUAAAAACAAAAACUGUCCUAUUUGUAAAAGGAAAUCCUUAAAAGAUUUUCCUGUAGUGAACUUUACACUGAAGGAACUGGCUGACUUCUUUGCUGGAAGACAGAAAUCUGGAUCAUCUGAGACAAAAAAGGGAAAAGAGAAGUCAUUAAUGGAGGUUUGUAGUAAACACAAAGAAGAGCCUAAACUGUUCUGUGAGAAUGAGCAGAGAGUUGUGUGUCCUGUCUGUGAGUUUACUCUCCACCACAAUCACAAAGUGGUUCCUAUAGAACAAGCAGUCAGUGACCUGAAGGAGCAGCUGAAAUCUGACUUAAAGUCUCUGGAGGACAAGAGGAACAAAUACAAACAAGUGAAGGAAACAUACAAUGAGGUGAUUCGACACUCCAAGAAGCAGCUGCUGUCCACAGAGAGGCAGAUCAGAGCAGAGUUCAACAAGCUCCACCAGUUCCUGAAAGAGGAAGAGGAGUCCAGACUGGCAGCUCUGAGGGAUGAAGAGGAGCAGAAGGAGAAGACUGUGAGCAAAAAGAUGAAGAGGAUUCAGAAGCGAAUCUCUUCUCUGUCAGACAGUAUCUCUGCUGUUGAAGAAGAGCUGCAGAAACACCAGGUGCCAUUCCUCAGCAGUUAUAAAGCCACUCAGACCAGAGCCAGAGCCCAGUGCUCACUGUCAGAUCCACAGCUGGUCUCAGGAGCCCUGAUAGAUGUGGCCAAACACCUGGGCAACCUGGCCUUCAGAGUCUGGGAGAAGAUGGAGGAGAAGGUCCACUUCAGUCCUGUCAUUCUGGACCCAAACACUACAAACCCCUGGCUCUAUCUGUCUGAUGAUCUGACCAGCAUGAGAUGCGGAGACACAAAGCAGCAGCUUCCUGACAAUCCAGAGAGAAACACUAACUACACCACUGCUCUGGGCUCUGAGGGCUUCAGCUCAGGGAAACACAGCUGGGAGGUGGAGGUGGGAGAUCAUCCUACCUGGAAUGUUGGUUUAGUUAAAGAGUCAGUUGACAGGAAGGAAAAGAGAUUUGUUUCACCAAAAUAUGGAAUCUGGUGUUUGUUGCAUCGCAGUGGAAAAUACUCUAAUGGUGCUGGUCAGACCGUGACAGUGAAGCAGAGUCUCCAGAGGAUCAGAGUCCAGCUGGACUAUGACAGGGGGGAGGUGUCCUUCUACAACUCUGAUGGCAUGAUUCUCAUCUACACUCACAGAGACACUUUCACCGAGAAGCUCUUCCCAUAUUUCAGCAUUGCAAAAGCUGGUGCUGCCAAAAGCUUUGAUAUCAAAAUAAGAAAGUGAGAUUUCUCUGUGAUGUUCAUGUUUACUGGAUUAUGAGAGAAUAUAGCGUCAUAUUGUUCAGUAAAUACUGUGAUCAUACUGUAAUCUGAAUAGACUUUCUGUGGACUUCCUGGAAUUAGGUCAUAAAACAGUGUGUGGUGUUGUUGUGACAAUGUUUCUAAAAAAAAAUCAAAAUAACUUUAAAACUACAAAUACAACUGUCCAAAUGUGUUUUGUUGAAUAAUUUGCAUAUGUUGGUAAAAUAUAUGAAUCCCUGAGCCUCAAUUUAACACAUGGUCCUUUGCUUCCAUCCAGUGGGUAUACGGUGGAACUACAGAAAACAAACAGUACAGGAGUACAGUUUGAAGUACAGGCUAAAUAAAACAGUCAGUGGUUUAUUUUCGUGUACAAUGACUGCUGAAGUGGGAAUCCUGUAGUAGUAUUUUUUUUGGCUUUAUUUUUCUUGGUCCAGUUCUAGUCAAGGGGUUGUUGAAUGAGUCCAGAAUGAUAUCAUUGCUAUCACAGUGUUUUCUAUUAUGAAAUCUAGAAUAAAAGUUUUACAUUUCUAUAGAGCCCACAUCGUUGAGCUCAUCUCAGACAGAGCAGAGAAAAUUAUUAAAAUCUACCUGCAAACCUGGAAUAAGACGAUGUUAAAAGAUUCUCAGCAGUUGACUCAAAUUACGAAAAAAAAAACAUCAAAGUAGUUUAAAUAAAAAAAUGCUUAUUGUCAAUGUUCAUGACUUAAACUUAAUAAGAUCUUUUGUGAUUCCAGCAAAUUCAAAUUUUCUGUUUCGUCCGCUUUAAAAAUAGAAAUGUAGUUCCCAAUUUGACCACAAGAGGGCAACAAAUGAAAGACGUUCUAAUAUUCCCACUAUUCAUUUUCACAUUUAAACCAUUUCCACCGUUUACUUUAAUUAUACACGUGUUAAUGUAACUGUGUGUGAAAAUAAAUAUAUAAAUAUAUUCACUGAUCUGAUUUUAAUUUGAAGAAUAAAGUUUUAUUUUGAAAUAAACUUUUCAC
Mugil cephalus (flathead mullet) is the source of this 2561-nucleotide messenger RNA. RefSeq names its product nuclear factor 7, ovary-like. Bases 146 to 1561 code for a protein of 471 amino acids. Gene Ontology annotation, molecular function: zinc ion binding; protein binding. The transcript has a single exon. The record is from RefSeq and is a predicted model, not a curated record. NCBI's taxonomy places the organism in Eukaryota, Metazoa, Chordata, Actinopteri, Mugiliformes, Mugilidae.